AUGUCAGAGAACGAAAGACCGUCAUCCUCCAGUUAUGCGUCGUUGAUUAAUCCUAGCCCAACGGCAGAAGAUUACGAAAGAUACGACGUUGACAGGAGGAUUCGAGGAAAAGCAAGAGAUAUACGUGUUGCCCAACGUUCUGCAUCAUCGUCGGCUCGAAACUCGCUUUCAAUGACUCCAGAGCCGAACGAAACUUCUCCUACUAAUGAUCAGUACUUUACACCGAAGCGUGAAAGUGGCGGAGGUUCACAAGACGAGGAAUUUGUGACUCCUUCGACUUCGAAGAAGGAUCUACGGAAAAGUAGAAGAAUGUCUGAAAGUGGAAGUGCAGAAGUAACACCGGUGUCAACGAAGCCACCUAGAAUAAUGAAGAAUGAAAAAACUUCUGAUGAACAAACAUAUUACACGAACUGUCUCAGUCGGAAAAUGGAAGAAAACUUUUCUAAAAUGAAAGACCUUGUAUUCUCCGGACAUUCAAUGCAAGAAGCUCGGGAAAAGGUACUUUCUGACACUAUUGUGGACACGUCGAAAUGUAGUAGAAGUCCUCGAAGGUCUUCACGGAUUACUUCGCGAAGUGAUGUUAUCGUUGAUCGAAGCUCUUCUCAACCACCUCCCAUGGAAACUCUCAACGCUGUUCCACAUUUCCCACGUGCAAAAUCUCCCGUGAUUUCGUGUUCGAAAGAAACAACUAUUAUCAGAACAUCUUACGUGGAUACAUUGGUGGCUGCACAUCAAAUGCAUAUGCAAUAUGCGGAUCGAACUGUUGUUACUGUUGAACAACAAAUGACCAAAUUGGAAAGCAUGAAGAAUCUUGCUGCGUUGAGUCCAGCUGUUCAGGAAGCGAAGCGGAAACGGAAUGCUGCAGAAGCAUCGAGAAAAUUAGUAGAGACUAACAAGCAGAGAGAAAAAAAGUUGGAAGUAAUUAGCGAUUUGAAGGAUCGAAUCGGAAAAAUCACAAAUGUUCAGUUUUCCACUCAUCAAUUAGUGUCCAAUCGGCCGUUUGCCGGUGAUCCAGAGAAUGAGAAGCUCCUGAAAUCCCUCGAUGGAUGGGUAUCGCUACCAUUUCACGAAUUUGAUGUUCAGACAGCUCGAGAACUGCAAAGUUUACAAAAAAAGAUGUUCGUGACUAUUAAUCGAUUCAAAAAUGUGGCAUCUCUUCACCGGCGAAAUCCAAUGAAUCGUUCAUUCGGCACAAGCAGAAAAAGUAUUGCAAUGAAAAUUGUUCCUUCUGAUUUCGCCACUGCUGGAACGUAUUCUGAUUCUCAUUCUCUGAACUCCGCGUCUCAUCCAAAUACAAGAGAAGUUUCAACUCAAGUUACUGCUCGGUUGGCUGAAACUGCAAUGACCCAAACAAGCCCACGAAGAGUUGGUGUUGAACCACUUGAUCUAUCGUCCCUCGAAAAAAUAAAUUCUUCAUCACAAACUACGCCACCGACUGCUCCAACAAUUGUUCCGGUUACCCUUACAACAGAAGACUUUGCUCAACAAACUCAACAAACGGAAGAAUUUGUAGUAGCACAUUCCAAUCCUUCUGCUGUGCCCACUUCUACUCUCUCGAUGACUGCAGCGACAACUCUCGACAUAGACGAAAUGCUUGAAAGCAUUGUCCUGCGCAAUGAAAGUCUUGAAACUCUAGAUUCAUUCACACAUUUCAAAAGUGAUAUCAGUUACCCGUCAAUGCCAUCCACUCUUUCGGCUGAUAGUACUCCCAGAAGUGAGCGUGUUUCUUUGGAUCCUGAAUCAGCGCGACGAUUAUCCGCAGGAGUUUCACAUUUUCUUGAAAAAAUAAAGAAGGAAAAUGAAUCAUUCGAGAAAGAGAAUGAGGACGAAGAAGAAAAAAGGGCAGCAGAAGUGGAAGAAAUACCUGUACCUGAUUCUGCCGCUGUUGUUGUACCUUCGAUUGAUUCUGAUGUUCCGAAAGUAGAGAACAUUUCUGAAGAGAGUUCAGAAACCCAAUCACCUCCUCUGAAUGAUGAAUCAGAAGUUGAGUUGAAUGUCGAUGAGCAUGAUAUUACUCCAUUCGAGCAUGAAAUGGAAGAGCAAGAAGAGCAAAGGCGUCUUCGAGAAAGUGCCCUCACUCCUACACCUCCGAGAAAACGAACAGAAGAAACGGUUACUGAUGAAUACAGACGUUACAUAGAUCCAGAUGACGAAGAGGACGAAACAAAAAAGUUUGUAAACAACGAUGAGUUUGAAAGAAGUUUGGAAGAAGAUCAAUUCGACCCACGCGGAGCUGACGAUAGCGCUGACGACUCAGGAUUUUUGCUGAAUAACAAGCCACUUCUUCCAUUGAAGUCUAUCUUUGAUACCGGAACACUAAGUCCAUCUACUUCUCCGGGACUUCAAACUGAUACACCUCGAGGUCCCGAUGAAGUUAAUGAAACAACAAUCGGAAAUUUGGAUAUGGAAGAUUAUUGUCAGAAAGAGUAUUUAGUAGAAAUUGGCCCAGUCAUGGUUCAAAAAGCUAUCGAAUUUCAAAGUGAGCUUCGUGGUUACAACUGGGUCUCUUCUCCAAAUGUAUGGAAACCUCCAUCAUUGGAGCAAAUUCAACUGGAUUUAUAUGAUCAAUUUGACUACUUCGACUCGUAUUCCAUUCUUCUAUGGGGAGCAAUUGUCGAUCUUAUCAACGCCAAAUAUCUGAAGUUCGGUCGAAAACUAAACAAAUUAGAAGAAGAUAGGUUUGAAAAAGAAGCACUCGAAAUGCUUCAAAAGGAGUAUGGUCCAGAAUCGAAGAAGAAAGAAUGGAGUAAAGAAGUGAAUAUGAGCAAGAAAUUGGCUGGUAUGAUGCCACUUGAUCUCGAUUAUCGUUUCGAUGUCCGACGUGGUCUUGCUGACAAUGAGAAACAGAAAUAUCAGUGGCAGCAAAUUCAGAUGACAGUUAUUGCUGAGAGAUACCCGAGGAAAAAACUGAAAGAUGAACUUGAUGUUGUCUACAAUACAGAGAAAGAGAAUUUGGGUCAGAUUGUCAUGGAGCGAGAGCUGGAGGAUGUUUCUUUUUCAAACAAUCGAGAAAGUCGACCAGAAGCAGGACAAUCUGAUUCCGAUCAAAAAAUGAUUGGAGUUUCCAAUGUGUAG
Molecule: messenger RNA, 3075 nt
Organism: Caenorhabditis remanei
Lineage: Eukaryota; Metazoa; Nematoda; Chromadorea; Rhabditida; Rhabditidae
Exons: 8
Coding region: 1-3075 (1024 amino acids)
Source: RefSeq, a predicted model, not a curated record